Dictyostelium discoideum AX4 is the source of this 2637-nucleotide messenger RNA. RefSeq lists its product as hypothetical. The record is from RefSeq and is a predicted model, not a curated record. NCBI's taxonomy places the organism in Eukaryota, Evosea, Eumycetozoa, Dictyosteliales, Dictyosteliaceae. The coding region runs from base 1 to 2637 and encodes 878 amino acids. The transcript is spliced from 2 exons.
AUGGCAUCACCAUCAUCUAGGUUAUUAAAAUUUAUUACAAAUGGAAGUAAAUUACAUUCAGCAAAAAAUAAUAAUAUGAUUAAAAAUAAGAAUAUAAUAUCACCAACAAUAACAAAAUUAUUUUCAACAUCAAAAAUUUCAAAUGAAAUUGGUAAUAUUAGAAAUUUUAAUAAUAAAAUAUCAACAAAUUUAAUCAAUUCAAAUAUAAAUACAAAACCAUUUUUUGAAAUACCAAAAUUAUUUGAAAAGAAAUAUUAUUCAUAUAUACCACCAACAUGGGAAGAAAAAGAUAAGGAAAAACAAUUCAAUUCCAUAACAUCCACUAGGGAAGAGGGAGGAGAUAACGAAGAAUCCAAUAGAAUGGGUAAUGGUAGUAUAAAGGAUGCAAUCGUUUGGGUCAACCAUUUAUAUCCAAUCAAAGUGAGUAGAUUAGAUUUCAGAUCAUUAUUCUUUCAUAUACCGAUUACAAAGAAAUUGAAUUCACUAUUUCCAAAUGAUGUAAAGAUAAUAUCAAUUGAAAAGCGUAUUAAAGAGGGUGGUGCUUAUAUACAUUUUCAAUAUGAUUCAUCGAAUCCAGAAUAUAAAUCAAUCGAAAUGGUAAUGUCAAAACUUAAAUCAAUAUUUGCUCAAGAGAAAAAACAUUUUCAUUUCGCUUCAAGACCAGCAAAAUGUAAAUUGGUAUAUGGUAGACCUUUUGUCGAGGAUAUAGAUUAUCGAUUCCCUUCAACAACUUUGAAAAUCACUUUCAAAGGUUCAGAAAUGUCUCCAGAUGAUUUAUUUCGUUUAAUGAGACCCUAUGGUCAUAUCAAAGAUAUUCAUUACUCUUCACCAAUACCUUCAAAAGAUGGUCCAAGACAAGCUACAAUAACUUUUAAACGUAUGGAAGGUGCAAUUGCAACUAGAAAUUGUUUACAUAAUAAAUAUUUCCCUGAAUUUAAUACAUCAUUAUAUAUGGAUUAUGAACAAUUAAUGCGUAUUAAUAAAUUAAAAGAACAAUUUUCAAAACAUCCAAAAAUUAUGAUACCACUAUUAGGUAUUUUAGCAACAUUAUUAACAUUAUUAUUAUUUAAUCCAUUAAGAGAAUAUUUUAUAAAUAAGAAAUUAUCAUCACCAUGUUAUUUUGGUGAACAAGAGGAAGAUGAUUGGCAAGAAAGAUCAGAACAAAAGGUAUUACAAACUCAUUUUAAUUUUCCACCAAAUUCAAUCGUGAUGAUAUCAGCACCUAAAGGAUCUGGUAAAUCUUCAUUGAUCGAUAAAGUUCUAGAGAAUAGAAUCAAUACAUUAUUGAUCGAUUGUAAUCAAGAGGUUAAUAACAACGAUGAAGAGUUUAUUGAAUCAUUUAGUAAAGAUAUUGGAUUUUCACCAUCCUAUAGUUUAUAUUCAUCAUUUGGUAGUGUUAUCGAUGCAAUUAUACCAACUGGUAAAGGUGCAUUUCAUUCCACAACAAACUAUCAAAUGCAAACCAUUUUAAAACUAUUGGAUGAAGUGUUGGCAAAGAAAGCAAAACAAUUCCCAGUGGACCCUCAUCAACCUUAUGAAUAUCCAUUGAUUGUAAUAGAUGGUUUCUUUGGUAUGAUUCAAGCUAUGGAAUCAAAGGAAAAAGCAAAUAUCAUCAUGGAUUCAGUCAUUCAAUGGGCCAUCACUAGCACUCAAAGGGGUCAUGCUCAUGUGGUAUUCUUAUCUUCAGAUUCAUUCGCUGGUGAUAUCAUAAAGAAAUAUUUGGAUAAUAGAGGUGGUGGUCAAAUUUCAACCAUUCAAUUGGGUGAUGUUCAACCAUCAAUGGCAAUCAAUUACAUAAAGAAAAGAAUUGGACCAAAUACACCAAUCACUCAACACGAUAUGGAAUUGGUAGUCGAUAAUUUAGGUGGCCGUUAUUAUGAUCUAAAUGUAUUGUCUCAACGUAUGAUUGCCGGUGAUAGUGUUGAACGUGCCCUCUCCAAUAUGAUCUCAAAGGCAGUCAGUGAAAUUCGUGCCGAAGGUUUUGGUUUAUCAAAACGUAAUGAUGAUUCAAAAAUAGGUGGUACUAAAUUAAAAUGGAGUCGUCCACAACUUUGGGAAACUAUUAAAAAAAUAGCUGAAAAUGAUUUCGUUAGUUAUGAUGAUCUUUUAUUCAACGUUUUCUUGGGUGAUGAAUCCUCUUUAAAUAAUUUAAUCAGUAGUAAUCUAUUACGUUUUCAAAAUGUUGAUAAUGAAAGAAAAGUAACCGCUUAUUCUCCCCUAUAUUGUUCAGCUUUCAAACAAAUGGUAAACGAUUUGGAAUUCAAUGUUGGUAUGGAUGUUUUAGUACAAAAAGCAAGAAUCGAAGAAGAGUUAUCAAAAUUAUCAAAAGUUGAAGAUGAAUUAUUAAAAAUUAAAAAUUUAACUUCAAAAAGUUGGUUCGAACCUUUAUCAAUUAAAAAACGUCGUAUCCUCUUGGAAGAUAAAUUAAAAGAUCAUGUAGCUAAAAUUGAACAUCGUGAAAAUAUCCUAAAAAAACAUUCAUUAUUUCAAAAAUUCUUACGUGAAGAACAAAUGAUUCAAAUGGAAUUAAUUAAAAAACAAAGGGAACAAUCAAAAUUUGAAAGACAACAACAACAAUUAUUACAACAACAACAAUUACAACAACAACAACAACAACAACAACAAGGGUCAAUUUAA